AUGUUAAAUGAAACUUGUGAUUUCGAGCAACCAUUCGGUUUUACAAUCAUUCAUUUUGUUUGCACAGGAUUAUCAAUUCCCAGUUAUAUUUUGGCAUUUUCGAUUCUGAUUUUCAAAAGUCCCGCCCAUUUUAAAAAGUAUAGAAAUUAUUUAGUGGCUCACAUUUUUUCCGGUCUUCUUCUUGAAAUCCACAUGGGCCAUAUUUGGAAGGUUACUGUAGUUCUUCCGAUUCCAAUCAUGUGUUCGAACAGUUUCACCGCUGAAUAUGCUCCAAUUGUAUUCCAAUUCCUACCUUCUUGUCUUGUUUAUACCGGAGUUUCCAUCGUUUUACUUUUUGUAUAUCGAAUGGAAGUAAUGGUUGUCCAUCGGGCUGAGCAAUUUUAUUACAGAAGAAAGUUAGCUCAUUUCUCAAAAUUUGGGUUUUAUAUUAGCGUCAUCAUUUUGUUGGUUUUAUCAGUUUUGAUUUAUUCAGAUUUGAAGUACCAGAAUGAUUACAAGUUGAAAAUGGAACAGCGUUUCGGUGCAUUCCAACCAUAUAUGUGGUGUGACAAUUGCUUCUUUUUUAAUUUCGAUUCAAUUCGAUUCAAAUCAUUUUAUGUUUUUGGAGCCAUUACAGCCUCUCUUGGAUCAUUUGCAGCUGGAUUAGCAUUUCAUGUGACUAUCAGAACAUUGAAAUCAGUUCGGUCUUCUUUAUCACCCACUACUGCGGCGAUUCAGAAAAACUUUAUCAUCAGUUUGGUGGUUAUGGCAAUAAUUCACGGGAUUUGCAUUUUGCUCCCACUACUUGGCUUGUUAUGGGCAAUUAGUAUUGUCAUCACUUUAUCCAAAUUCCCAUACUUCCCAUAUCUUCUCGUUUUGGUAAUCCAAGAACAUGGCGCAUUAUCAACUAUCACAAUGUUUUUAACCAAUGAUCUUCUACGAAAAAUAUUAUUCAGAAUGUUCUCGAAAAAACCUGUGGAAAGUUUGAAUCAAAGCGAAGUUAACAGGAGCUCAAUUUGA
This is a messenger RNA of Caenorhabditis briggsae, 999 nucleotides long. NCBI's taxonomy places the organism in Eukaryota, Metazoa, Nematoda, Chromadorea, Rhabditida, Rhabditidae. The record is from RefSeq and is a predicted model, not a curated record. Bases 1 to 999 code for a protein of 332 amino acids. The transcript has 5 exons.